GGCAGUGUUUGGCCUAAUGUCACGUUUGCGGGGCGCCGAGGGGGGUGGUAAGCUGCGUCGUGGGCGGGGUGGCGUGCGUGUGGGACUGAAGCGUGCGUGCAGACCAGCCAAAACAUAGCGCCAUGCAGCGCCCCAGUGUUUGUGCGUGCGUUCGUGUGUGCGUGCGUCUGUCUGUCCGGGAGCGUGGUGGUGGUGGUGGUGGUGGACUCGCGUAACUUGGCAGGCAAGCGUGUGUGUGGCGGUGGCGGCGGUGGUGGUGGUGGUGGUAGCGGCGGCGGGAGAGUCGCAGUGUCAGUGUGCUGGGAAGGGUGGAGGCGAGUGCACGUGUGUCCGUGUGUCUGGCCCGCGCGGCAACACACCACCUACACGCCCCCUGCAUCCCGCGCCCUCCCUCCCGAACCCUUCAGGAGAGUGUACCAGGCCUUCAGGUGUGCACGUGGCGUCCCCGGUGUGCCUCACCUGCCGCGGCGUGAGGUGCGCGCCGCCCAUGUGGAUAUUGAGUGCUGUUGCGAUGAGACCCACCUCAGCCCCCGGACACGUGUAGCAGCAGCGCACCCCCCACCCACCCUAGGCCCCCGCUAGGCCUGGCACCGCGCGUGGGAGGGAGCAGUGCCGCAGUGCCGCCCUCAGGAUGGUCCCCGCAGUGCCUAGUGUGAUGGUGUGCCUGUAGGAGUAUAAGUCAGUGUGUGUUGCUCAAGCAAACCCCCCGUGCCUGCUCCUCUCCCGCCCGUGGCUCCCGCGUCCUCCCUCAACAGGCGGAGACGCGGUGCUAGUGGUAGAGGUGGUGGUGGAGGUGGCGGAGGCCCCUCAUGGCCGGUUGCCAACCUGUUGUCGCUGCCGUAGUGGUGUUGCCUGCCGCCCCCUGACGGGCCCGCCUGCGCCCCGUCGCCGCCAAAACACGUGCUUCUCGCCGCCCCGCCGCUGCCUGGAGAUGCCGGGCAGGUGACGGCGCGAGGAGCACGAGGACUUGUGGCCGCGCGAGGACACUGGCAUGGCGGCGCUCAGCAGGCCUGCCGCGGCGUGAGUCAGGUGGAGGAGGAGGCGGAGGAUGAGCGUGGAGGGCAGACAUGACACGGCACGUCCCCGGCGCCAGCAUCUUCCUCAGGACAUCUCAGUUUGUGUUAGGGACAGGGCGGCGGCGUGAAGGGCGACAUGAGAGUACCGGUGGCGUCGGUGUACCGCACGGGUGGCGUGGGCGGCCUGAUGGGGUGCGUCGGGGUGGCAGCCUCAGCGCCCACCGUGCACCACCACCACAUAGACCACGAUGAGGAGCAGAUCUCACGCCUCGCACACCACCUCUCCCAGAUCUCAACUGACCACGAGGGACUCCAGGUGCUUGACCAGGAGGACUUGGCGGCCCUGCUGCCUGAUGUGAGCAGCGGCAGUGGCCACCAGGAUGGCUCCUCGGUGUCCCUUGAUGGAUUCACAGAUGACGUGGUGGUGUCGCGUGGCGGCUCAGACACAGAAGGAGAGGAACCCCCCACCGCUGCUGCUGCUGCCGCUGCUGCUGGGGAAGAUGAUGAUGACCUGCCAGAUGUCAUUGUGCAUGAGGCCAUCAACUCCAUGGCCAUGGUGGGCGAGGAGGCCCUUAAGUUCAACACGGUGCUCAUGGAUGACCUGGAUGAUGUGGACGGGCGUGGCCGAGCCCGUCAGCAGCAGCAGCAGCAACAGCAGCAGCAACAGCAGCAGCAGCAGCAGCAACAGCAGCAGCAGCAGCAACAACAGCAGCAGCAACAGCAGCAGCAGCAGCCACAGCAAGGCCAAGUCAGACUGAACCAACAGCAGCAGCAGCAGCAACAGCAACAACAGAGAGCAGCCAGGAGUCCCAGGGCAGAGUCUGGGUCCAGGGGCCGAGAGGAUCUGUCAUUUGGAGAAAAGAAGAAACGAGGAAGGACGUCCCGGGCUGUGCUGCCAGGGAAGGACACACACCCGGAGGAGGACUCUGACCCACCCUCCAUGCCGGAGCUGGAGAGUUACGUUCCCCUGGACUGUAAUGUGUCCAAUGUCUCCCCAGACAGUGGCAUACAGUCAGUGAAUGGUUCUCCCCUGCACCAUAUUGGGUCACCACCGCAUCACCACUCACCUCCUUACAGUGCAGGCAAGGCUGGUGACAGCUCUGGGGGCCACACCCGGCCCUUCUCCCCCACCUAUGUCUCUCAGGACUCUCCCCCACCCCCCACGCUGCUGCCAGCUGUCACUCCACCACACUUGCUGGGGUCACCUCAGUACGAGUAUGACGACCCCCCACACUCCCCCCAGAUGCCAGCUCUCAAGUGCCAGGUGGACCCCCCGCCCGUCCUGCAUGCAGACAACACCAAGCGGACCAGCCUGGAGGAGCAGGGAACCCUCAAGAAGCGGGGACCAGGAAGACCAAAGAAAGAUCCAGACAUGCCCAAGAGACCCAGAGGCAGACCUAAAGGAUCAAAAAAUAAGAAACCAAAGAAGACAGACAGACAGCCAAAUGCCGUGGACUUCAAGGACAGUUUGCAUAAGUUAACAAGAGACACGGAUAACGUUUCGUGCUGUAAGAGUGAACAUGGACCUGACGUGCCAGUGGCCAGUGCGAUGGACACGUGUAGUGAUAGCAAGUGGAACAAUGACAUAGACAGUGAGGACCUCCCUCCGCCGCCAGAGCCCAUCCCUCCUCUGAGACGGGGGCCGGGCAGACCCAAAAAGAUCCCUCCAGUGUUAGAACCCAGUGUACCCCUCCAGGAACCACAGCUAAAUAAAGUACAAAGUGAGCACAAAGUUGAGUCUUGUGCAGAUAAAAGUGCCAAUCCCCCCAGUGCCAACCCUGAUGUGCAGAUUGCUAAUUUUGAACCAUCCAAUUCUUUGAAGUACGAUAGAAAAAUUAGAGACAAAGGAUUCAAGGGCAAGAGGCCAGUGGGACGGCCGAGGAAGUACCCGAAGAGAGAGGACGUCAACUCAGCUGGCAACAACCUUCCGGCCACGGCAGCCAGCAAGAAGUGUUUCAGCGAGAGGAUCAUGCACAAAAUCAUCAACGAAAAGGUGCGCAACAGCGAGAAGUCUGACAAAUUAUCUGGCCGAGUUGACGAUCACGGGGAAUCCUUGGAGUCCACCGGUGAUCCCUACGCCUUCCUGGACCUGCCCUUCGCCAGCGCACACGAUUCUGAGAGAAGACACCGCAAACGCCACUCAAAGCCAAAAUUCACAGCUGACGGUCUGCCAUUUGAGGGGAAGAAGAAACGUGGCAGGAAAAAGGAGUUACCGGCCAUCUUUGAAAAGGUGUACCGCAACCAGGAAAUGAAGAGCAAGAUCAAGAGUGAGAAUGGCCGGCCAUCCUUCUGCCCCGCAUCUCUGGCCUUCAAGCAGAUCCACAAGAAGAAGAAGAAGAAACCCAAGCACUUCAAGACCAAGCACAAGAACAUUGUGGACCCUGUAUUUCUUGCCGACUUGGAGGACCUCAUGAGGGGGAUCCAGCAGUGUUCCAUCUCCAAGGCGCCCAUCCUGGUGCAAUCCAAACCCGGUGAGCUGCUCCUCCCUUCUAUAUUCCGCCUGAGGAAGGUGUCGCUGGCGGCCAAGAAGAGGCGAGGCAGCGAGAAGACGAGGACAAGUGACCGGGAGUCGGGCACGGAGGGGGAGAGUGGCAAGGAGAAGGCAUCAGGGAAGAGGAAGAAGAAGCUGCAAGAGGUUCCUAAGCAGGGUCGGGAGCGGACAGAGGCCAAUGAGCAGCGUCUGCCCCUGAAGAAGCGCCACCGCCACAUCUCCACUGCAGUCCCUGCCACGCCUGAGCCACCCAAGGUGGACAGUGUGAAGAGUGAGCUCGGCAUAACAAAAGCCAACGAGAAAGCAAACUGUGAUAAGGAAAUGAGAGUCGAGAAGGAGGACAAAGACAAGCUAACCACCAAGAUUGACCCGAGACCAGAGAGGAUGUCUGUUCCAAAGACCUCAAACUUGAUUGCUGAGACCCCGAGGCCUGUGAAGCCUGACGCCAAGGUUAUCAAGCAGAGCAGUGAGGAGCUACCUAAGAAAUCUGAGGACACCCUGGUGCCCAAUAAUAAUGUGACCAAAAAGUAUGAGGUCACAAACUCGGUGGCAAAGAAGUGUGAGGUAACUGCGUCUGUGGCGAAGAAGUGUGAGGUCACCCCCACCAUUGCCAAGAAGUACGAGGAACCCGUUUCUAAGAGGACAGAAGAAACCCAAGUACCUGAUGUAGUUAUAAAGAGUGCUGAGCCCCCGGAGGAGAGCCAGGCAGUACUGGUGUCCUGUGUGCCCGAGGCGGUGGUGAACAAGGUGGUGGAGAAACCCGACCCUGUGACGCGGGCCGGCGGGGAACUCAGCACCUCAUCCCGUGCUGCCACCACCACCACCACCACCACAACCACCACUCCUAAGAAAAGACACAGGCUGGAAGUGGAGCUGAGCCACACCCCAGCCACUGCCACUAGGGCCACCUCAGGUCUGGUGAAGGGCAAGGUGGAGAAGGAGGUCCCUAAGAGUAAAGAAAAGGAACUGUCCAUCAAAGUGCCAGUGAACAAGUCCCCCAAAGCUACCAAAGAACUGCCCCUGAAGGAGACCAGUAAUGUGCCGCUACCUAAGGAAGAAUCCACUUGUGAUAAUGGCCCCAAAGUGUGUGUUGCUGAGAAGAAGGAGGAGGAGGUGGAGAAGAAGCCCAGUGAUGAUGUCAGUGUUGAGAAGUGCCAGGAAGCCAUGGAGCCUUGUGUUCAGAUGUCAGAGCCUGUACCUGAAACUGAGCCUCCAAAGGAAAGCUCUGGCACACACUCAGACAGUGACAUUCCCAGUGAACAUGAGCCGCUCUAUGACAGUGACCAGAGUGGCUUCUCCUCUGACAAAGAGGGUCCCGUGGAGAUUCCCGUAAAAGUGCCUCAGAAAAGACUGAAGAAGAAGAGGGAGUUGAGGUCACCAAUCCCAAAGGUGACCGACAAACCUGUACCUGCAGAAGUCACGGAAGAUAACGAACCUCCCCCUUCCAAGAAAAAGAAAAAGCUAAAGCGCAGGAAAAGAAAUAGGACAGGAUUCCCAACCAUAAGGAAAAAGAAACGAAAGACCAAAGACCUUGACCAGAAAGAAAAUGAGACUGAAGAGAAGCCAAAUGGUGAACUCUGUGAUAAUAAGGAUGCCAUGGAAAUUUCAGAGAUUCCAGCUAAGACAAACCCUGAAAACAUGGUAAUCAGUAACCCAGGCAGCAGUACAGCACCAGCUUGUCCACCUCCUGCAGACCCCAGUGCCCUACCAAGACCCGGUGAUUCAGAGCCUAACCCUGUCAAGUAUGAAGGCAAGGAAGCUACUGGUGCUCCUGCUGCUACCAUGCCAGAGUCUGAACAACUUGCAGCAAAGACAAUCAGAGUCGAUACCCCAACAUCUAAAGAUUCUGUACCUGUCCCCACACCAAGACCAAGAGGGCGCCCAAAGAAGACAAGCACGGAGAGAAAGUCAUCAUCAAGAGCGCCUUCAGUGUCCCCCUCACAGUCACCCGAGAAGGGACCAAAGCAGCUGCGGGAGUCCUUGAGGGAGAGGAGGUCCACCAAGCCUCCUGAAGCUGUCCCUCAGGAGAAGAAAAUAGAGAGUGAGCAAGACGAGCAGCAGUUAAAGAAGAUGUUGGAGAGAGUGGCCACUGGUAUUGGAUGUCGGACAAGGAGGAAGAGGGACCUGAGUGAAGAGAGUGUGAGAACAGUUCAGUCAGAAGGGAAGAGGCCAAGAAGACAUGCUGAGGAGGAGAUGGAUGACUGUGAUGCGGUGGUGCUGUCCUCGGAGUCCAUGCCCAGCAGUGAGCCACCCUCCGGGGACGAGAGCAGCCGCACCUUGACAGGACACAGGAAGGUGCCGCGCUGGAGGAAGAAGUACCUUGUGGCUGGACUUUUCUCGGAUUACUACAAGGAGGGAGAGCCUCGGAGGAGAAACGGAGAAGUGUCCAUGCCAAAGAACAAGUUGACCUACGACCCAGAGGAGCACAUCCACGGCCUGCUCCCUCCCCCCUGUUACUGCCGCAAGUGGCUGAGGGAGCGGCAGAUUGACUUUGUGCUGCCCUACGACCUGUGGUGGCUGCAUGAACACAAUAUGCUGCCUGGCCGGGACAUUGUGCCCUCCUGGAACUACAAGAAGAUCAAGAGCAAUGUUUACUAUGAUGUCAAGCCCAACCAUGACUAUGAGUCCCAACCUUGUAGUUGCAAGCGACCAACCAAGCCAGGGGAGCGUGGCUGUGGCGACGACUGCAUCAACAAGAUGAUGCUCAUUGAAUGUUCCUCCCAGACCUGCCCCAUCAGUGAGACGUGUGGCAACCAGCCCAUCCAGAGGCACGAGUACCGCACCUGCUUGCAGCGCUUCAUGACACCUGACAAAGGCUGGGGCAUCAGGACCACCGAGGCCAUCAAGGCAGGGACCUUCAUCCUGGAGUAUGUCGGGGAGGUGGUGAGCGAGAAGGAGUUCAAGAUCCGGAUGCAGACGAGGUACGCUAAUGACACCCACCACUACUGCCUCAACCUGGACCGGGGAAUGGUGAUUGAUGGGCACCGCAUGGGGGGUGACUGUCGCUUUGUGAACCACUCCUGUGACCCCAACUGUGAGAUGCAGAAGUGGUAUGUCAAUGGCCAGUACCGCAUGGCACUUUUUGCCCUCAAGGACAUUGAACUCGGCACUGAACUGACCUACGACUACAACUUCUCCCUGUUCAACCCAGCGGAGGGGCAGGAGUGCAAGUGUGGGUCAGACAACUGCCGAGGGGUGAUUGGUGCAAAGUCUCAAAGGGUGAACGGUUAUGUGGACGAUAAGAAGAAGGCCGCAAAGAAGGAGGUUGGCAAGAAGCGUAAGCGUGGAGCUACAUCAGAGGUGGACAACUACCUUCCACGGCCACACAUCACACCAAUGAAGCCUCUGUCCCACCAGCAGCAGCUCUUCAUCCUCACACACCGCUGUUUCCUCAUUCGCAACCUGGAGAAAGUUAAGAGAUCAAGAGAACGGUUGAGUCGCUGUGCAGAGAAGAAAGCCGAGGAGGUGCUGGAGGACCCUGAGGAACCAAGCACAAGGGUUGAGAAGUUCCUGACUCACUUCACAGCUCUCAACACUGCUCGCUCUGUCAAAACAAGACGACUGGCCCAGGCAGAGGAUGAUCCAGAGAUGACUCGCCUGGCCAAAUUAGCACAAAUAUUCAAGGACAUCUAUGACAAACUUGUUGCUUCAAGGGAUGCCAAUGACAAGCCCCUGGCUACCCCAUUCAUGACACUGCCUUCAAAAAAGAAAUACCCAACCUAUUACACAAGAGUUGGUGAGCCCAUUGACUUGGCUCAGUUGGAGAAGAACAUCCUCACAGGCCACUACAUCACUGCUGAGUCUUUUGACCGAGAUGUGAUGCGUCUCUUUGCCAACAACCUUAGAUUUUUUGGACGCAACACUGAAAUUGGACAGAUGGCCGUUGGUCUGCGGCGAGUGUACAGUGAAUGCAAGCUGCAGUUCAAGCCCCUUCUGGAGGAGGUUCUUGGGGAAGAUGCGCUGCCUCCUGCCUUUGCAAACUCCUCUCCAAACGAGGAGUUUGAAGACGAGGAUGUGAUUCGGUGCGUGUGCAACCUUCACCGGGAUGAGGGAGUCAUGAUCCAGUGUGAGCGUUGUCUGGUGUGGCAACACUGCGACUGCAUGGGAGUCACUGACUCUCCUGAACACUACCUGUGUGAGGAGUGCUCCCCUCGCCUCAUCUCCCCUGAAGUGCCCAUGAACCCUCAGCCUCCAGAUGCCCCAAAAGACCACAAGUAUUUCAUCACACUGCUGAGAGAUAACCUACAAGUCAAGCAAGGGGACAGUGUUUACAUCCUGCGCGACCGUCCACAACAGAAGAGUGGAGAGAGGAGACAGCCGGCUUAUCGUCUUGCCAAGGAUGUCAAGCCUCACGACCUCUUGAUAUUCAAAAUAGAGAACCUGUGGAUUGAUGAAAAGGGAGACAAGUUUGCGUUUGGACACCACUACCUGCGUCCACACGAGACGUUCCAUGAGCCGUGGCGCAAGUUCUUUCCAAAUGAAGUGAUCCGCUCACCCCUGUGUGAGAUUCUGCCCCUGGACAUGGUCAUCAACCACUGCUGGGUACUGGACCUCAACAGCUACUGCCGGGGGAGGCCCAUCGGUGCCCAGGAGGACCAUGUGUAUGUGUGUGAAUAUCGGGUGGACAAGGGGGCGAGGGUCUUCUCCAAGAUCAGCAAACCCAAAUACCCAAUCUGCAUCAAGCCUUAUGCCUUCAUUACCUUCCCUGAGAGACUCCGGCCACAACGCACCUACACGCCACAUGAAGUGAUAUCCAAUGGUCGUGGCCGCAGCGGCAGCAGCGGUGGCUCCAAGGACAGCCACACUGGGUCUGAGGAGCACAGCAGUAGCAGCAGCAGCAGUGGCCACAACAACAGUGGCACCAACAACAACAACAGUUCAAGUGCAGCCAGUAACAACAUUAAUACUUGCCCUAAACCCAGCACUCCUGCAACUAGUAAUGGCACAACCAGCAACAGUGACAGCAUCAACAACAAUAGUGCAAGCACCACCACCACCAACAGCAGCAGCAGCAGCAGCAGCAGCAGCAGCAACAACAACAACAACAACAACACUACCAGCAACAGCAGUAGCAAUAGCCUCAUCAGCAGCAGUAGCAGCAGCGCCACCAGCGGUAGCAGCAGCAGGAGCAGCAGGUCUCGAGACAGAGGGGUCCCGCCUCCUCCCCCUGAUGAGAUUGACGACCACACCCCGCUGGCUACUGUAAGAGCUGAGGCCAGGGCACAAAAGGCAUCCAAGAAGCGAGUGCGUGUCAACAGUGUGGCCACCAAGCUUCUGGGUCAGCUCCCAGCAAAAGGGGUGAUAGACCUGAGUUACCUGUUGGAAAAUAACAAGAGGCAGCGCAAGAAAACGGCAGCGUUUACCUCAUGAGAUUGGCUCAUAGGCUGGAACGGCCACCUCACUCUAAAGGAAAUGGAGGGCCAUAUGUAAAGAUUGGUAUCUAUAAGGUAUUUUAAUUCUAAUUGUCAAUUGAUCAACAUACAGACCAGCACAAGCAUUUCCAUUUAUAUAUACACAUACUAUAUAUAUACAGUCACAUGUUUACCAUAGAGAUCUUACCAAAGAGUGCAAUUAUCUGUAUGAAUUGUUCAGCUUCAAUUGGACUCGUUGUUUGACAUCUCCACAUCAUUCAUCCUUGUUAACUAAUUCCUGACCCAAAAACAUUUCACAUGUACAUAUUGGUCACAUCAGGAAAUUUACUGUUGGGACAGUUAUAAUUUAAUGUUAGUUGAUGUUGCAAGUUUUAGUCUAGAAAUCUGCAUCCUGAACCCGCGGUAUUUGGAUUUCAAAAGUUACAUUUAAAGAUGAUUGGAUUGCCAGGUGAAGUGGGUGCACUAGCCAGGCCCAGGUGAGGUGCCUUUGUCACGCACUCACUUCUCGCUGACACCAGAUCUCUAUGAGCCAGACAUCCACACACACACAACACUACACCAAAACAAAGUAGCAGACAGACAACACUUACGAAUAAAUUUAAUUAUUGAGGAAUUUGAGUGUCGUACCAGCCUGAUGUUUUUGUAACUAAAUUGAGGGAUUUUUGUGGGAGUUGUAGUUCGUCUAUUGUUUUUUUUUUAAGAAGAGUGUGACUUGUCUGCUUACUUGAGUCACAAGCUUAGGUUUUACAGAAAAGCUAAAAGUGGCAGACUUAGUAACAAGUUGCAAAGAAAGUGUCAUUGUGAAUUUUAGCUUCUCUGGAGUCGUAUGGUUUUUUGUCUUGUACUGUCAAUGAAUGGAUUAUUAUUUUGUCCUGAACAUUUUGAAAGCUUUUGGGAACCAUCACCAAGUGUAGAUCUGAUUUCUUGCAGUUAAUUGUAUCCAGAAGUCUGUUUGAGAAACAAGUAAUGCAAGAAAACAUGUAAUUGGUCAAGUGAAAGGCUUACCACUUACAUGCUUCAUUUGAUUUUGUGUGUUAUUGACAGUUCACCAGUUAAAAGCUUAAAGAACCAUCAUGCAAAUUGAUAGAUCUGAUUUUCUCCACAAGGUGUUCAGAAGCAUACUGAAAAUGUAUUUAUGCCAUUUUAGAGUUCUGUGAAAAGGAAAUAAGUUUCUUUUUCUCAGAUUCUGUGACUUGAAAUGUGAGAUUUGGGCAUGGACUUUAAAGUAGAAAACAAAUGCAUUAUCAGAUGGAAUAAAUCUGACAUGAAAUAUUUUAACUAUAGAAAUUCCUAUGGAAUAUAAAGAUGAUCAAAUUGGUCUUUAAAUGCAAAUGGUGAUUACCUGUAAAAUUAUAGCUUUCUCUGCCAUUUUAUAGUGAAAUUUUAGCAUAGUAAUAAAUAAUGUAUUUUAUUCUUUCUCAGAUGUUUUGUUAAGACUUGGCACAUAUAUUGUGCAUGAUGCUGGAAAUGAGUUAGUACCUUGAGAAAUACUGCCAAGUGGUACAGUGUUACCUUGCUGAAGGAGGAACACUUGAGGCUAAACACGUUGAAUGCGAACAAAAGUGAAUUACACGAGAGAUAAUCUAGGUCAGCUUUAGCACGUCCUUGUGUAGCAAUAAUGGGCCAGCGCCAGCAUGGCCAGGCCAGCUGUCCACCUGCAGGGGGCUGGCCGGAGAGAAUGGAUGCUCUGUGCACUAUGAAGAACAUAAACUGUACUUAUUGAUAUCUUGUGUAAGUUCAGCACAAUAACCGUUUUUAAACACAUAGGUUAUAAGAGAUAUGGCUGUAAGUUAUCCAGUUUUAUAAAUGUACUGCUUGUAUAGAUGAUAGGUGUAAGAAAGUACAAAGAUUUUCUUAUUUUUUAUUUAAUUUUUUACUAGUGUGUAUAAAACUGGAGGGCAAGCUUUUCUGUAGAGUAACUAGUCACUGGACGCAUUGUGGUGCAUUUGGUCGAUCCUUCCAUCAUCCCUGUGUACAAGCAAGGAGCUAAGUGUUAUUGAUGCAAAUCUCAGUAUCUGAUACUGAAUUCACAUUCAAGAGUAUAUAAUACUCAUAUAUACAGUUUUGUACAUGUAAAUUAAGACAACAAAUCAAAAUUUCUUUUUAUAAAAAUAGAAAAUGAUGGAUUUUGUAGUAGAUGUAUAACCUAUGAUAGUAAGUACAAGGAUUUUUAAGUUAUUUGAUUGAGAUUUUUAAUAUAUACUUUUAAUAAUGAACUUUACACUAAGUCAGAUUUCUGGUUUCUCUCAAAAUAUGUGUAAAUAUUGUUUGACUGGAGAGCAAGAAAGUGACUGAAUGCUGUGCAUUGUUGUAUGUAAAAUAGAAGGAAUAUUUUUAUAAUAAUGUCUGGCAGCUCUUUCGUUCAUGUCAUUGUUAUGGUGUUGUACUCCCUGUGCUGUUUCCCACAUGUUGUGUUUAUGUUUUCUGCACCUCACCUGGCAAGAUUAUUCACCAAAACAAUAUAAAACAGACAAAAAAAAGCAAACAAAAAAAAACAGGCAGCUUGAUAGGUUUCUGUAUCCUUGAGUCAAUAGCAACCUCUUCCCAGGUGGUACUUUUACUAAUUUACAGUAAACCAGAAAUGGGGAGGCACUUAGCCAGGUGUUUCUUGGAAAUUAGUGUAUCACAGUAUCUUGGAAGAAAAUUAUGCUUCUAUAUUAAAUUAUUUUAUUAAAUUGUACCAAAGUACAAUGAACUUUACAACAACUGUAUAAUAACAUUAAAACCAAGAGAAGUACGUGUACAGAAGUUAACAUUGUGAUUAUCGUUAAUAUAAAUGACUGUUGUACAGAUGCACACACACACACACACACACACACACACACACACACACACACACACACACACACACACACACACACACACACACAAGUCUGUAACACUUCGCUACACAGCACAUCUUCACUUCAUUCUGUCUCAUCACAUCCUCACCCUUCAGUUAAUUCACUUCAUAUCACCAAUUCACAGAACCACUUCUUAACACACACACACACACACACACACACACACACACACACACACACACACACACACACACACACACACACACACACACACACACACACACACACACACACACACACACACACACACACACACACACACACACACACACACACACACACACACACACACACACACACACACACACACACACACAACUGUACAAUGCAACACAACACAAUACAGCGUUUGAGGCUUGCAUUCCAAGUGUUCCUCCCCUCCUGAAUACACGCUGAUAGUGCAUAAAUGAGUGAGAACUUUUGCUACUACUAUUUAGGUGUUGUUUAUUCUUUGUACUGGAGUGCGGCGGCGUCCGUGGCCCCCUGUUGCCGAUCCUUCCCUUGUUCACCCCCGUAGCGCCUCCCAACAUUCUCCCAGACUCACUCAGUAGGGUUAAGCAGUUACAACAGUACCAUUAGUUCAGAAGCUUUUUGCCAGUUAUUGCUGUUAACAGAUGUUAUGCAUGGUCCACACAAGUGUUUGUACAUGUAAAUUUGGUUUUAUGAGCCGGGGCCGGGGCUGGGGUGUGUGGCGACAGUGCUGGUCCAUUGACUGUGGUGGUAACUUAAUGAUAAUGUGAUGUCUGCCCGCUGCCCCUCGGCUGCGGUCCACAGUCUCACCAAGCAGUUUUACAAUUUUGCCUCCUAGUUAUACUGAUUUGUUGGGAGCUCCCUGUGUAGUAGAUUUUAAAGUUUUAUGUUAUUCAAUCCAUGUACAAGUGGCGGGAAGGUGCAUACCUCUACUGAAUACAAGAGCAUCUCACUUUCUGUCCGAAUAUGAACAAAUACAACAUUUCACAACAAAAUUUUUCAUGACAAUAGCCCAAUAUGCAUCUUCCCAUAUCUCAGGACAUAAUGUUCAUUUGUACAUAACCAUGAAAUUCAUCUUGGAAUAAAUUAUAAUU
Molecule: messenger RNA, 12786 nt
Organism: Scylla paramamosain (green mud crab)
Lineage: Eukaryota; Metazoa; Arthropoda; Malacostraca; Decapoda; Portunidae
Gene: ash1
Exons: 11
Coding region: 1153-8877 (2574 amino acids)
Biological process (GO): regulation of DNA-templated transcription
Cellular component (GO): nucleoplasm; nucleus
Molecular function (GO): chromatin binding; DNA binding; histone H3K4 methyltransferase activity
Source: RefSeq, a predicted model, not a curated record